Molecule: messenger RNA, 1377 nt
Organism: Diprion similis
Lineage: Eukaryota; Metazoa; Arthropoda; Insecta; Hymenoptera; Diprionidae
Product: zinc finger MYM-type protein 1-like
Exons: 3
Coding region: 1-1377 (458 amino acids)
Source: RefSeq, a predicted model, not a curated record
AUGGUGAAACCAUCAAACGGGAAUGGUUAUGUUUUUCGCCAGGCAAUGGAAAACUUUACUGUUUCUUUUCAUGAGACGUCUUCGGCUCAUCUCAAAGCUACGAUUUCUUUUCAAACGCGUUCUCAAGAAUCGGGCUGGAUCGAUUUCGAACUUAUCCAACAAUUGGACGACGAAAUAAACUAUUGGUGGAAUGUACUCAAAAGAGUAGCAUCCGUGAUUCUCUUUGUUAGCGAGCGUGGUUUACCUUUUCGAGGAGACAACGAAAUUAUUGGUUAUGCACACAACGGUAAUUAUCUUGGGUUGCUCGAAUUACUUGCCGAGUAUGAUGAUUUUCUGAAAGGACAUAUUGGAAAUCAUGCGAACCGUGGGCGAGGCCGUGUCAAUUACCUCUCGUCGACAAUUUGCAACGAAUUUAGACAGUUGAUCGUUCGACGUGUAUUCGAUGAAAUUAUUCGCCGAAUUAAACAUUCACAGUAUUAUUCGUUUACUCUUGAUUCUACAAAAGAUGAGGGUUACAUAGAUCAAUUAGUUUUAAUCUUUCGUUACAUAGAAGAAAAUGGUGAUCAGGUCGAGAGAUUUUUGCCUUCUAUGCCAAACCAGGGUCAUAAAGCAAAAGAUAUGUUUGACGGUUUGAUGAAUUUUUUAAAUAAGAAACAUCUUAAUAUAAAAAAUUGCCGUGGUCAGUCAUAUGACAACUCAUCGGCUGUGAGCGAGAAGUUUGCGGGUCUUCAAGCUUUGGUUCGAGAGGCGAAUGACUUAGCAUGCUGGGUUCCUUGUUUUGGACACUCGCUUAAUCUGGUUGGAACUGAUACAAUGAAUAGCUGUCCCAAGGCUAAAUUUUUUUUCAGUUUUCUGGAACAAAUUUAUGUCUUUUUCACCUCUUCGACAGAGCGCUAUAGCGCACUCGUUAGUUGCUUGAGAUCAGCAUGUACGCCAGAAAAUCCCGUACAUGUUCCGAAGAGGGUAAGCACAACUCGCUGGUCAUCACGAGCAGAUGCGACUAAAUUUUUAGUCCGUGGUUAUGCUCAAAUUAAAUCUACUUUAUUGGAAAUGGUAGGAGAGAAUAGCAAGGCACGCGGGUUAUAUGACCAAAUGUCCAAGCUCGAUAUCGGUAUCUUUGCCGUUUUCUGGAAUGAAAUUCUCUUCAGAGUUAAUCAUACAAGCAAAUGCUUACAGUCUCCUGAGAUAGUUCUAAACACCUCAAUAGAAAUGCUCAAAUCUCUUAAAUCUUUCAUUGAAAUUAAAAGAGAUUCACUUUCGGGGUACGAACGUCGAGGAGCAGAGCUAUGUGGAAAUAAACAGUAUGUAAUGGAGAACAAACGAAAGUGCACAGAAUUUCCGCAUACACAGAAAUACAUUCCCGAUUCGGUUUUCUGA